Messenger RNA from Mercenaria mercenaria, 7830 nucleotides. Its product is annotated as protein phosphatase 1L-like. Gene Ontology annotation, biological process: negative regulation of canonical NF-kappaB signal transduction; positive regulation of canonical Wnt signaling pathway; protein dephosphorylation. The transcript is spliced from 4 exons. The coding region runs from base 16 to 1182 and encodes 388 amino acids. Gene Ontology annotation, cellular component: nucleus; cytosol. The record is from RefSeq and is a predicted model, not a curated record. NCBI's taxonomy places the organism in Eukaryota, Metazoa, Mollusca, Bivalvia, Venerida, Veneridae. Gene Ontology annotation, molecular function: cation binding; protein serine/threonine phosphatase activity.
ACCUUAAGCCGAGUUAUGAAGACGCUCACGGAUGUAGAAGACGAGCAAGCACCUGGCGAUGCAGACGAAAGCAGAAUCCCGGAAGUUGCUGCCAAGUCAAACAAAACUACAAGUUUUCUAUUUGACAAUGCUAAAAUGUCGUAUUGGUCAUAUUUGUGGCGAAUGACACGUCGGUAUGUGUUGUGUCCAGAGUCAUUCAUACUUUUGGUUUUUUUAGUGGUGGUUUACAACACAUUUGUAAACGUGCCACCGCUCUGGAGGCGAGCGAAAGAAAAAUUAGGGAUUCCAUCCAGAAAUAAUUUUCACAACAUUUAUAAGUCAGCAGGCAGCUCUCAACGGAAUGAAGAUUUAUACUGGCCAUCAGAUCCAAAUAAAUUAUCCUGGGAGUUUAAAAGUCGCAAUGCAGCUGCAUACUCGAUUCAAGGAAGGAGACCUCAUAUGGAAGAUAGAUUUCGCGUUCAUAAUAAUGGAAGUAAAGUUGCAAUGUAUGGAAUUUUUGAUGGACAUGGUGGUGAUUUUGUAGCACAGUAUGCUAAAGAAAAGCUGUUUUCCAUGGUGCUGUCAAAUGUUAACGACAAUGAUGAAGAACAUGGAGAGAUAUUAACGAAGCAAAUUUUAGAAGUUGAUGAAGAGAUUCUUCAGCAUGUGAAACAACAAGCAGAUAUUUCAGGAUCAACAGCUCUUGUUGCCAUGGUUACCAGUGAUACUCUGACAGUUGCUAAUGUUGGUGACUCUAGAGGUGUAAUGUGUGAUAAAGAUGGCAAAACUGUUCUUCUUUCUGUCGAUCAUAAACCAAAUGAGACAAAAGAACAUCAAAGAAUAAAAGAUGCUGGUGGUUUUGUGGGAUUUUAUGGCGUUUGGCGGGUGGCAGGGAUCCUUGCUACCUCUAGGGCUCUCGGCGACUACCCUUUGAAAGACAAACGUUUUAUCAUUGCCGAACCAGACAUUUUAACAUUUAAUCUAAGAGAAGUUCAACCUAAAUUUAUAAUUUUAGCUACAGAUGGUUUAUGGGAUUGCUUUUCAAAUGAGGAGGCGGUGCAAUUUAUUUUAGAACGUUUAGAUGAACCUCAUUUUGGUGCUAAAAGUCUUAUUUUACAAGCGUAUUAUCGUGGGUCGCUAGAUAAUAUAACUGUUAUGGUAAUAAAGUUUGAUAAAAGUAAUUUUGAAACUAAAAAAAGCUAGUAAAGGUUUGGUUGUUAUAUCUGUUUUUUGUUAAUUUUAUUUUGUUUUUACUUCUACCACUACCAUAUUUUUCAAAUUGUUUUUCUCAAAAUCUAUAUACUCUGUCAAGUACUUGGUUUUUAGUACACUUUGUUUUAUACUCAUUUAAUGUGUAAAGUUUUAUAUAUGUAUUCCUCUAAAGAUAUAUUCUGUUAGUUGCAUGUUUCAUCAAAGAAAGUUAAACAAAUUUUUCUUUAAGAGUGUACAAAUGUUUUCUUUAAGGAUAUCCGGCAUUUUGAAAAGUGUUUCUUUGAAUAUUUCUUUCUAUUAACAAUUUUCAUGCCGGAUAUUAAUGCUAAAUCAUUAAAGACAAAAUGUCUUAGAAGCUAAUGUUCUUCAAGCUCACAGGGUGUGAAGAAAUUUCUUAACUGUAGAAAAAUCUUAACUAAAGUGAUUGAUUUGACAUGCAGAUAUGUUUCUGAUAUUUUUUAACACAUUGAAUCACGACCUUUUAAAACAAUGUGUGAAUAUGCAACAGUAUUUUAAUGAGUAGGAUAACAUUUUGGUGCAUUUUUCUCCUAUACUGAACAAUUUUGUUUACAUUGUAAUUUUACACAUUCAGUUCAUAUGAUGUCAAAGUGCAUACUGGUAAUUUCUAAUUCUUUAAGUGAAUGGAGUUAUUGCCCCUUGCAAGAGAAGUUUUUUUUUCAAAUUUGGGAAAAAAUCAUUUUGUACACCAUUAGCUUUUACGUCACAACCACACUGGAUUUGAAUUGAAGACUUACAUUGUUUUAUAUUUUUAGCUGUGUAUGAAUAUUUUUGUUAACAAUACACUAUAAGCUGUUGUAAAGCAGCAAAGUAUGUGACAGAUGGCUUGAAUGUGCUAUAAACUCAAAUUUUUCUGUGAUUUCUUAUGUAACAGCUAUUCCUAUAUGUUGUCUGAAAAUCUUUGUAUUGAAUUUUAAUAGAAAUUGUAACAUUUUGCUUGAUGCAAUGGGUAGAAACAAUUAUUGGCAUCAUGUUAAACUUACAGGGCUGUCAAUGGGAAAAAUGGUAGCUUCUUCAAAAAUCAAAUUUGUUUUUUUAUAAAAGGAAAAGUAUUCUCAAGGGAUUUACUUCAGCUAUAUUUGCAGUCUGUAGGUAGUAGCAAAAAUAAAUACCCAUGAAAGUGCUUUUAUUAAUUAAUUAAUUUUUAGAAUAGAUAGUCAGUUAUAUUUCACAAGAUGGCUAUAUAUCAUGAAUCUAUACUGGGCACUUCAAUACAAAUUUUUAAAAAGCAAACUGAGCCACACGAAAUAUCUUGUUUUACAUUAUCAGUAGAUAUCAGCAUUUCCAAGAUAAGUUGCCUAUACUGCUGUUUGUUCAGAAGGAUGUUUUUGUAUGAAAGCUGCAACCUAAAAUAUUUUUUUUGCAAGAUUCUGUUAAAUUUAGUUUUUAAUUUAUUGACAAGAAAGUUUUUGAUGUGGUAUUUUUCUUUGACACAAAAACAUUUUGAUAAAUAUUGACUUUGUUUGUGAAUGGAUAUUUACAGAACUUUACUGGUAUCUUAGUUAGCAUAAAUGCAACAUAGCUUUGCAAAUAUUGUGUUAAAUUAAAAAAAAAAAGCAACAAACAAGUUUUCUUUUGAGAUUGUGAUUUUGCAAGAUUUACAAAAUGGAAAAAAAAUUUAACCAUAAAAUUGAUAUUAUUAAAGCAGAAAUUUUAUUGGCAGCAUUUUUGAAAUGUUUUUAUUUCAUACCACGCCUUGACAAAAUAUUUUUUAAAAUAAUAUGAAUCUAAAAAAGAAAUCUGAUGUUUUCUGUUGCCAUUUUUAGAUCAGCAGUUACUGACAUGUUACAUUGUUUUGUAUAUCAGUAGGUUUAUAGAGUAUGGUCUAUAUUAUUAUGUCUCCCACACCACUGUGGUGGGAGACAUUGAUUUAGUCCUGUCUGUGUGUGUGUGUGUCCGUCUGUCACAAAUCUUGUCCGUGCUCUAAGUUUUAAACAUUUCUCAUCCAAGUUUCAUCAAACUUGAACAUAAUGUGUUUGCCAAUAAGUCCUCGGCCAAGUUUGAUAAAUAGCCAAAUCGGCCUAGGCACUUCAGAAUUAUGGCCCUUGAAUUACUGAAAAUACAGAUGCCUGUGAUAUAUGUAUUGGUGCAGGGUUGACUCAAAUACAUAAUUAUACAGAUGGUUAGGCAGUUGUGGGAGGCAUGUGCUUUUCUCAAAAGCAGCUCUAGUUUAUGUAUAUGUCUGUUAAUGUAGUAUUGAUAUUUUAUGUUUUUUCAUUCCACAGUCUAGUUUAAUUAAUUUUCCAUUGUAGGAGUGGAGCCCUUCCUCAAACUAACCUUUACUUAGUGCAAUAUUUGAAAAAUGGUUUAUAGGCAUAUAACUGAUAGGCUAUAUGUAAUACUGGUAUGCAUUAACCCUUAUCAUUUUGGGUACAAUUGAUUCUGCCUUUGCAACCAGUGUAGAUCAUGAUCAGACUGCACAGAUGCACUGUUUGUCAUUCAUUCUGUACCUUUUUGGUAAGCACCCCUUUUAACAGUUAAUGGUACUGUCCAAGCUGAAAAAUGGACAAGUUCAUUAUAGAAAUUCAGCAUGGUAAGGGUUAAUUUCAGUGUUGGAUUCUGAAUAGUCUCUAAAGGAACCUUUUCAAAUUCAAUAUCAGCCUAAACAUAUCCAAUUGAAUAUAUAGAUGUGCAAUAAAAACCUAAGGAGGUAUUAAUCUAUGAUUUAAGUCUGAAAUGUUGAAUUUUCUUUUUCUUCUUUUGCAUUGUAACAGCCUAUGUGGAACUUUACAUGAAUGUCUGCAGCAACAGAUAGCAAAAAUGAACUGAUCAUUAUUUGACCUUAGGUUAAAACACAUUGCAGAUAUUUUAACUUCUUUGUGCUCGACAUAACUGCAGACAAAACUGCAAUUCCACUGGUCACUAAAUGAUGCAAAAUAGAUUACCUACUUGCCAGUCUCAAAUGUAGGUUUCAGAUUUUAAGCACUGUAUUCAUCUGAAACUACAAAAUAUUUUUUUAAUGCUUUUUAUUCUUACUUUAGCAUAUAUAUUAAUGAAACUUUGCAGAUUGACACUCUGUAGCUAAAGGCAGCUCUUUGAAAUUGUUUAUGUGUAGAUAUACUUUAAACAGUUUAAAGUUAUGGCAAAUUCAGUAUUUGUCGUUCUUUAGUUUAAGUAUCAGACUUCAAAUGUUGAGGCUGAAAGCAAUCCUUUAUGUUUACAUGGCACAAAAUCCCAAAAUUUGGGCCUGCUAAACAUGAAGUAUUGCCCAUUGCCAUGGCACGGGUUAUGCCAACGGGCUGAUACAGUUUUGAAACCAGUUCAAUUAUUCUUUGGUUUACUUUUAAACAAGUUUUAUACAGUCAAACCUGUCUGAAAAAAUUCCUUUGGAAAAAAAAAAAUUAAAUGGUGUUUUUAUUUGAAAGUUGAGAUUUUAUGAAGGGGCAAAAUUCGCAACAAAUGUUUCAGAAAAAAAGAUGGUAGUCCUUAGACCCAAGUGGUUUCUGUUCAUGUGUGGUUCUAAUAUUAUGUUUGACUGUACUGUCUUAAAGCAUGAAUAAAGUAGAUCUUUAGCAUUUACAUUUUUUCAAAUAUGUUUUUCUUAGUCUAUUUGUAUACAUGGGUAUGUGCUACGUUUGAAUGCAUAAUGUUAUCUGCUUUGUUUAAUUGCAUUUAGCUGAAAAUAAAUUUAGCAGAAAAUAGAAUAAAUUGCCUUUAGCUGAAAAUAAAUUGCCUUACUGCUGAAAAUAAAAUAUACUGCCUUUAGCUAAAAUAAAUUGCUUUUAGCUUAAAAGACUAUGAAAUUAUUAUCCUGUAACAGGCAUUAUUGUUUUUGACUGCAUGGUUGUGUCAUUCUACAAAUUUAAAUUCCAGUGAACAAAAUUCAUUUGAAAUAGAAAUCCAUAAGUUAACCCUUUGCCUGCUGGCGGCAAGUGAUUCUGCCUUUGCGACCAGUGCAGACCAAGAUCAGCCUGCACAUCCGUGCAGUCUGAUCAUGGUCUGCACUGUUCGCUGUUCAGUCAGUAAAUUUUCAGUUAAAACCCCUUCGAAUAAUAAAUGGUAUUGCCCAUAUUGAAAGAUGGACCAGUCCAUUUUAGAAAUUUAGCAGGCUAAGGGUUAAUUAAAUUCUUCCCAGAAAAUAGCUGCUUUGGCCAAAACCAUGAAAUACUAUCUUUAAGAUGAGUCUGGUGAAAGCUGGUGGGCAGCAUUACCAGUAUUGUAUCAACUUUCAAUUUUUCUGCAAAGACUAAUCUCUAUUUUUGUGUAGAUUUUGUCAAAUCUUAUUUGAUAUUCUUGAAAGGAAAACUUGGUAUCAAAUCUGGUAUUGCUUCAAAAGUAGUCUCCUUAUUUAUGUCCAAAAUGACUAAUUCUCACUUUGAAAGUUUGAAAAAAAAAAAGAAUCUCUCUGAUAUGCAAAGUAAUGAAUGGAUUGUCAAACACCUGUACAGUCCAGAUGUAAUGUUUUUCAUCUUUUCAUUGUUCUAUGUUAAUUCAUAUUGUCAAUCAGGUAUAUGUUUUUUUAACCAUUCCAUGUUAAGCAUUUUUCAUUUGUUAUCUCUAAAUUUAGCUAAAGGCCUGUUUAACUCACACCGAGUAGAAGGUGCUCAUGGUGAGCCAUUAUGAUAAGACUGUGCUGGUAAUCCAUCGUCGUCCUUUGUGCAACUUGUGUUGUCAACAUUUUGACUGUUAACGCUCAAGUGACCAAUCUUAAUCAAACUGUUUUCCCCUUGAGAAAGUCUUGGACAAUUUCAUUACUGGGUCAUCUGGGAUCAAAAGCUUGGCUACUACAUGUAGAUCAGUUACAUGUAAUAGGAAAACUUUUUAAACACUUCAGAGGCCAUAUUUUCUAUCAAAUUGUCCUCAACCUUUGUCAGAAUUCAUAUUUUCUAUCAAAUUGUCCUCAACCUUUGUCAGAAUGUUUGUCUCUAUGAAAUUUAGUUAAAAUUUGAACCUAUGGUACCGGACAUCUGGAACUAGUAGGAAACUAGGUCAUAUCAUAGAAAAACAUUUUCUUCCUACCUGUCCUUUUUGAGACUAGGCUGGAAUGUUUGUCUGUUUAGGAUAGAUCUGGGAUAAAUUAGGUUAUUAGGUCAGAUCAUAGAAAAACUUCCUUAACACUUUGGUGGCCUUUUUCAACUUUGUAAUAAAUCUUUAUCAGAAUGUUUGUCUCUAUCAAAUCUAGGUUAACCCUUAUCAUGCUGGACACAAUCGAUUCUGCCUUUGCAACCAGUGAUCAAGAUCUGCACUGUUCGCCAUUCAGUCAGCACCAGUUUGAUAAUCAUUCCUUCUAAUAGUUAAUGGUACAGUCCAAAUUGAAUGAUGGGCAAGUUCAUUCUAGAAAAUUAGCAUGGUAAGGGUUAAAUUGAAAAGUGAGGUACUUGAUCUUGUGUAGUAUCAUGUAUGCCAUUAGGUUGUGUUAUUGAAAAACUUGAUGCAUGAUCUACCUGAUUAACAUAAAAUAUGGUCAAAAUGCUUGUCUCUAUGAAAACUGUGUCAAAUUAGAUACCAGGUUACCUUCGGUAAGAAAUAGGUCUGGUGAGUGAUACAGGGCCCUCUUAUUUUACUAGUAAUGUUAAGUGAAUAAUAGUUAUUUGUGUAUUUCCAUUAUAUAUGGAUGGUCAAAAGUUUGAUGUAAUUUACCAUAGAAAUGAUUCAGCUGCUCUCAAGUCAGAAAGUAAAAACGUAUGCUUUGAACUUUCCUUUUAAUGUAAAGGGAAGUAAUUUAUUUACAAAUGUGUAUUUCAUGAAUUGCUAUCGAUUUCUGAAAACAAAUUGCAGAUUUGUUCUUUAGUUUUCAGAACUUACGCAGUAAUGUUUGCAAUUUCCACUUACAUCAGUCUAAAAGAUCUUUCACAAAUGAUCCUGGUCACCUGUACUGGAGUUUACACAUUUUCAUUUUUAAAGAAAAAUCAGUUUUGUUGAAUUUGGUCAAUAUUUCUGUAAUACAUUGAAUUUUGUUUAGAAAUAUAGUUACCAUACUAACAAGAGCAGAACUUUUGACAGUCUGUUCAACAUAUUUAUCUUUUUUCAUCAUGUGAAACAAAAAUGAGACACUCGUUUCAGUGUGAUAACAUUUGAUAUUUUAAAAUGGUUUGUGCGAAUGUUUAGCAUCUACUAUCCAUAAACAUUGAAAAGACCUCCUACAAAUUUUUGUUAUUAUAUGUUAAUGAUAGGGUAAUAUUUAUAUGAGCCAAACCAUGAGAAAACCAACAUAGUGGCUUUGCGACCAGUAUGGAUCCAGACCAGUCACCAGCUGCACAUCUGUGCAGUCUGGUCAGGAUCCAUGUUGUUUACUAACGGUUUCUCUAAUUGCAGUAGACUUUGAAAGCAAACAGCAUGGAUCCUGACCAGACUGCGUGGAUGCGCAGGUUGGUCUUGAUCCAUGCUGGUCGCAAAUGCACUAUGUUGGUUUUCUCAUGGUGCAGCUCAAAUUGUGAAUGCAUCAGUUAUUUUAAGGUAGUGGACAGAUAAUGACACUCAGCAAGGUCUGUACAAUUAUGCAUUGUUGUUAGGCAUUCAACAUUCUUCUUGCAUAAUUGCUCAUGGCGUUCCGUACUGAGAUAGAUUUCAAAGAAUUCAUAAUUAGCAGGAUGUCAUUUUGGGUCCGCUACCUUAAGACAGGUAUUUAUAUUCUUAUUGCUGUCUUGAUGUCCUGCAUGAGCAAUAAAAGAUAAAAAAUAA